This is a messenger RNA of Xenopus tropicalis (tropical clawed frog), 3246 nucleotides long. It is a transcript of the gene gprc6a, whose product is annotated as G protein-coupled receptor class C group 6 member A. The record is from RefSeq and is a predicted model, not a curated record. Bases 124 to 2916 code for a protein of 930 amino acids. Gene Ontology annotation, cellular component: membrane; plasma membrane. Gene Ontology annotation, biological process: G protein-coupled receptor signaling pathway; sensory perception of taste. The transcript has 7 exons. Gene Ontology annotation, molecular function: G protein-coupled receptor activity. Lineage: Eukaryota; Metazoa; Chordata; Amphibia; Anura; Pipidae.
GUUUAUUCUCAAAAGCACACUCUUCUGUUCUAUUGUGCAAGACUAAUAGAUUCAAUGGAAGUUAAGACAGUCUAAUGAAUAGGAUUACAGCAGGACCUGUUGUAGAAGAGUCUUAGCUGCAAGAUGUUUGGUGUCAUAAGGCCUCUGUGCUUCCUGUGUUGCUUCAUUCUGGACUCAGCAAUACCAAUCAACAGCCCAAAUGAUUUAUAUGCCAGACUUCAAGGGGAUAUAAUGAUAGGAGGACUCUUUCCUAUACAUAAAGAGAUAUCCGAUUUAGCGAUCUGUACUGAGCCGUCUGAGCUUAUCUGCACAGGGUUUGAUUUGCGAGGCUUUUUGAGAUCCCUUGGGAUGGUCCAUGCUAUCGAAAGAAUAAACAGUUUCAAUCUCUUACCUGGUAUCAAAUUGGGUUAUGAAAUUUACGACACCUGUGGAGAUGCAUCCAGAGGUCUUCAAGAAACAAUUAGAUUCACUGGAUAUGAAGAGUUAGCAUAUGAAAUAUUACAUGGAAUGUGCAAUGUUACAGAUCUUCUGCCACUAGUGAAAGCAGUUGUUGGUGCAGGCUAUUCUGAAGUCUCUGUUGCAGUUGCACGACUGCUUGGUUUCCAGCUUGUGCCUCAGAUCAGUUAUGGUUCGACUGCUGCAAUCUUAAGUGACAAACGAAGGUUUCCAUCAUUCCUGCGAACUGUUCCAAGUGAUGUGCAUAUGACUAAAGCCCUUGCUAAACUAAUAAGGAUAUUUAAAUGGUCCUAUGUGGGUAUAAUUUCAAGUGACGAUGAUUAUGGACGCUCUGUUUUGGAAAGUCUAUCAAUGCAGUUUGACAGCAAGUAUGUGUGUACCGCCUUUAAGGAGAAGCUUCCGGCAGAUAUAAGCAAGCCUGGGGUACAUGUAGCCAUAAAAACUGUAACUGAUACAAUAAAGCAGUCUCCUGCUGAAGUUGUAAUUCUGGCUUUAAAAGUGCCAGUUGUUAUGGAACUAUUUAAUGAAAUUAUUAAGAAGAACAUUACUAGAUUAUGGAUUGCUACUGAUUACUGGUCUACAUCCCGAGAGGUGGCUGCAAUGCCAGAUAUUGACAGUGUUGGAAAUAUUCUUGGCCUUUCCUUUAAAAACAUAGAAGUGCCGGGGUUCAGAAUCUAUCUGCGGAACCUGACUGUUGGACCUAAUGCAACAAAUGUUUUCAUAGAAGAGUACAAACGGCUGCGUUUUGAAUGUACAGAUGAGUACAAGGAAUAUAAACACUGCUUAAAGGCAUCACCACGCAACUGCACUAAAUCACAGUCUCUCAAAUUCAAGUCCCCUUUGGCUUGCAGCACAGAAAAUAUUGCCCUGGCAAGUGACGAUUACUUGGAUAAGAAUAUAGAGUUAGACGGAACUUACAGUGCUUACUUAUCAGUUACCGCAAUAGCAAAAGCACUAAACAAUAUAUUAUGCUCUAAUGGAAUUUGCAAUCACAACAUGACAUUUGCUCCAUGGCAGCUUCAUAAAACUUCUAUCCAGUCCCCGGUACAAAUGUGGCCAGCAGAAUCUUGCAACCUUGCUCAAUGGAUUGUUUUAAAUCUAUAUGUGUUUCCCUUGCAGCUGCUAAAAGAACUUAAAAAGAUAGAGUUCUAUGACUAUGAUGAGAAGAUAUUUUUUACUGAUGAUGGAAAUGCCAAUAUUGGCUACGACGUAGUUUCAUGGUAUACAGUUAAUGGGUCCAUGGAAUUUCAUGUUGUUGGAAAUUAUGAGCUAAGUAAUGGCUCUAUUUAUUUGAAUAAAUCCCUUAUCAUCUGGAAUACAGAAGAUAAAAAGGCACCUAGUUCCUUGUGUACAAAGCCAUGCAUUCCCGGGCAGUAUAAAAUCCACUCAGAUGUACACUGCUGCUAUAACUGUAGUGAUUGUGCCGAGGGCUACUAUUCAGAAUCUUAUGAUAUGACGGAGUGCAAGAAGUGUCCUUAUGAUCAGUGGUCUAAUAAAGGAAGUGCAUAUUGUGAAAAUAGGACAAUUGAAUAUUUGGAGUGGACAAACCCCUUUGCAGUUGUUCUUUGUGGUUUUGCAUUAAUUGGUUUUGUAAUAGUGGUAAUUGUGGGAAUAGGAUUUUUACAACAUGUUGCAAGUCCAGCAGUUAAAGCAGCAGGUGGUAUUUACAUCUGUGUUAUGAAUUUCUCCCUACUAAUCAGCUUUGCUAACUCUAUAUUAUUUAUUGGCGAGCCAAGAAAUGUAUCUUGCAAGAUCAGACAGCCACUUUUUGGUGUUAGUUUUACUCUUUGUGUAUCCUGCAUCCUAAUAAAAUCUUUUCGCAUUGUGCUGGCCUUUGAGAUGGGGAACAAAUUUCAGCACAGUAUAAGGAUAACCUAUCAACCAGCCAUAGUGGUUAUUGUAUUGACCGCUUUUCAAGUUUGUAUUUGCACUUUGUGGCUUUUACUGCGAGGUCCCUGUAUCAAGAAUAUUGUCCUCAUUCCCCAGACACUCAUAGUUCAGUGUGAUGAGGGAUCCACCAUUGGAUAUGCAAUAAUGUUGGGGUAUAUUGGCUUCCUUGCUUUUGUUUGUUUUGUCUUAGCUUACAGAGGUCGGAAUUUGCCUGAUAAAUACAAUGAAAGUCGUUGUAUUACAUUCAGCAUGCUCAUUUACCUCUUUGUAUGGUUUGCAUUUAUACCAGUUUAUGUGACCACCAAUGGCAUGUAUCUUCCUGCAGUGGAAAUGGUGGCCAUAUUGGCAUCCAACUAUGGUGUAUUGGGCAGUCAUCUGAUACCCACAUGCUACAUUAUAUUUUUUAAAAAAGACAACAACAAAAGAGAAAAAUACCUGGAAAGUAUACAGUCCUUUUCCAAAGUUAAAUGUGCAGUUGAUUAUCAUGUUCCUGAAAUCUCCAGAUCUCAGUAUCAGGCAAAACAGCUUUGUUUUGUUCACCGAAUGCGAAAAAGAUGUAAAAGUGUCUAAAUAAAAGGAUUAUCAAUAAAUGUAAUGUGUUAUCUUACAGCAACUCUUUAAUUUAUUAUAUCAUAAUCCAGGAUUUGGUUCGGGAUUCGGCCAAGAUUCAGCCUUUUUCAGCAGGAUUUGGAUUUGGUCGAAUCCAUGGUCCUGGCCGAACCGAAUAUGAAUCCUGAAAAUCAUGUGACUUUUUGCCACAUAAAUUUGGCCUUUUACGCAUCCCUUUAUAUACACUUAGAAUUUAGAAAGCUUUAGUUCUGCACUAUAGGUACAGGUAUGGGAUCUGUUUUCUGGAAACCCAUUAUCCGGAAAGCUUUAAAUUACGUGAAGGCCAUCUCC